AAACGCAGUUGUUAUAUGAAGUUUGUUACAUAUUUUCACGUAUCCCUAUGACUACUGGCCAGCCCUCACCUGCUGGUUUUAAUUACCUUAUGCGUUUGAGUCGCUUUAUAAUGAAAAUAUAUCGAACAGGAAGUUAUCUGUAUCCUUGAUUCGUGAGCAGUUUAAAACACAAAUGCUGUGCUUGUCCAUUACUCUAAAGUAUCAGUCUAAUUAUCGCUGCUUGAUUUUUAGCGUAUUCAGAUUCCUAGCUUAUUCAUGUGAGUGGAACUGCUAAGCGCUUGCUCUGAAUUGACAGCCAACUCGCGAAGAAGCAGUUAUAGUUCAUAAGUCAAGCGAGCUAAAGAACAACAAAAAAGGGUUUACAAUGUCAGCGCUGAAAGUUUGUCUAGUUCUUGUUUACGUUUUGAAUUGCUCAGCAGACGAGGUUGAAUUGAAACACAAGCCCGCUGUUAAACCAGUUAGAUUGUUCACCGACGAAGAAUUAUCAAAGUACAAUGGACAUGAGGAAGGGUUGCCCAUUUACAUGGCGGUGAAAGGAGUGGUGUUUGAUGUCACAAAGGGGAAAGAUUUCUAUGGGAAAGAUGCCGGGUACAACGCAUUGGUGGGGAGAGACUGCACAAGAGCCGUUGCCAAGAUGUCUCUGGAUCCUGAAGACCUAACACAUGACACUACAGGGCUGACAGAAGAGCAACUUGAUUCACUUGAGAGUGUGUUCAGCGGAACAUACAAAGCCAAGUACCCAAUCGUAGGGUACACAUCCAGACGCAUCCUUAACCCGGAUGGGAGUCCGAACGACAAUUUCCAGCCUGAAGACCAGCCCCAGUUCAGCAUCCGAGAUGAAUUCUGAGCACACUCUCAUCCCUAAAGGAGGAGGCGGGAGGAUAAACAACUACAACUACGUUUUUUUUUACUUUGUUUAUUUUUAUGAUCAAAUUUGUAUUUAAUUCCUUGCUAUGCACUCCUUCUUGGUGGCAGAUGUUUGUGUAAACAGCAUGUGCAGGCUUACUUUUUAGAGUUUGUUACAUAUCUCUCCUGAACAAAAGGUUUACAGACUCUGGUCUUCGUAGUCUGGAAUGAUUCUACUUUUCAAAAUGAAAUCGAGGUUAAUCGCUAUAUACUCUUCGUGUUAAGACUACAUGUAAUUUGAUUAAGUUAUAAGUUCUGUGUGAUUCUUUGCAUAUGUAUGUUUAUACCUAGCUAUGUAAUGUAUGUCACAUUAAGCAUUUAGUAGAUGCUCCUGUCCUGGGUGAUAGAUUAUAUAUUUUUAUUUUUAUUCACUGAGCACAUUAUUAGGAAUACUAAUACUAAUACUGGGUACGGCCUCCCAUUGCUCUCAAAACAGCCUCAAUUCUUUGUGGCAUGGAUUCCACUAGAUGUUGUUCCAUGUUGACCUGAUUGCAUCAGACAAUUUCUGCAGCUGCACAUUCAUCCUGUGUAUCUCCGGUUCUACCACAUCCCAAAGUUAUUCUAUUGGAUUCAGAUCCGAUGACUGGGAAGGCCACUGAAGAGCAUUGAACUCAUUGUCAUGUUCAUGAAACCAGUUUGAGACGACUUUUGCUUUGUGACAUGGUGCAUUAUCAUGCUGGAAUUAGCCAUUAGAAUAUUGGUACACUGUGGCCAUGAAGGGAUGCACAUGGUCAACAACAAUAUACUGUACAAAUAGGCUGUGGCAUUCAAGCGAUGAUUGAUUGGUAUUAACAGUGCCCAAAGUGUGCACUGUUGUGCGUGUCAGUAGUUACAGAAAUACUGAAACCAGCCCGCGUGGAACCAAUAAUCAUGCCACGGUUGAAAUCACCGAGAUUACAUUUUUUCCCCGUUCUGAUGGUUCAUGUGAACAUUAAUUAAAGCUCCUGACCCGUAUCUGCAUGAUUUUAUGCAUUGCACUGCUCUCACACAAUUGGCUGAUUAGAUAACCGCAUGAAUAUGUUGAUGUAUUGGUGUUGCUAAUAAAGUGCUCAGUGAGUGUAUAUUGUUAACUUAUACAGCUGGCUAUUUUAUUGAAGUAAUUCAGGUGAAGUACCUUCCUAAAGGGACAUACAACAGCACCUCAGCUGGGAAUCUAACCUAUAAGCUUUGAGCUAAAAGCUAUUCCCUAUUCAUUAUACUAAAAUCCUUUGAAUUGAAGGUGGAAAACUGGUAAGAAGAAUGAGCAAGCCUUGGUGCAAUAUGUGAGCACUACACCGGUAUGUCCAAUUUGCCAGUUAUGCCAUUGUUUGGUUAGAAGUAAUCAUUCCAUCUGAUCUUAUUGGAUAAUAUAUUUUCCUUAUCUGUAACAUGCUUUUGCCCUGAUUUGAACAUACAUGUAUUUUCCUAUAUUGUUCAUACACUGUGAUGUCAAUUUCCAUUAUGUGACACUUAAUGCAUAUGUAUCCAAUAUUCAAAUAUUGGAGCUGUGUAUUAAAAUGGUUCUAUAAAUUUA
This is a messenger RNA of Conger conger (European conger), 2419 nucleotides long. It is a transcript of the gene nenf, whose product is annotated as neudesin neurotrophic factor. The record is from RefSeq and is a predicted model, not a curated record. NCBI's taxonomy places the organism in Eukaryota, Metazoa, Chordata, Actinopteri, Anguilliformes, Congridae. Bases 365 to 847 code for a protein of 160 amino acids. Gene Ontology annotation, cellular component: membrane; endomembrane system. The transcript has 4 exons.